Abrus precatorius (Indian licorice) is the source of this 4188-nucleotide messenger RNA. RefSeq names its product synaptonemal complex protein 1-like. The record is from RefSeq and is a predicted model, not a curated record. Lineage: Eukaryota; Viridiplantae; Streptophyta; Magnoliopsida; Fabales; Fabaceae. Bases 1 to 4188 code for a protein of 1395 amino acids. The transcript is spliced from 7 exons.
AUGGCUAUGUCAAGUGAUGAAGCCUAUUAUGAAAACGGGAAACAAUUGAAGGGUAGAAAAGGAAAGAGUAAAAUAUGCAGUUUGAGUAGGCAUGCCAGAAAUAAAUUCCAUGAGAGAUUGGAUUUCAAAUUCUAUGACUUCCAGGCUCUUGAGAUAGAGAAGGGGUGGAACAAUCUUUUUCUUUCUAUUAUUUCUACGGAAACAGGGGAAACAAUAGCCAAAUCUGGCAAAGCAUUAGUACAAAAUGGACAGUGUUAUUGGGAAGACUCAAUGUUAAGUACCAUAUGGAUUUCUGAUGAUUCUCUAGAAGAUAAUGAAGGCCUCCUCCUUAAGCUUAUUGUUGCCAUGGGAUCUGCAAGGUUUGGGACCCUUGGAGAGGCUACCAUUAAUUUAGCAAGUUACAUUAGACCAGAAAUUUCUACCACAUCAUUGCCUUUGCAACAACAUUGUUCCCAUGGGGCGAUCUUACAGCACAGGAAGAAUGCAACUUCAUAUGUGGAGGAAAUGAAUGUUGGCUAUGAUGACGUAGACAAUAUAUCUGAUGUAUCUGACAAUACAUUCAGCAGGACUAGUGGAUCUUCGCAUUGUGAGCAAUUAGAAAACACAUAUUAUAAAGGAGAACUUAGCAGCAAGAGAAUAAGUCCAUUGGCAACAUGUUCAGAUCAUGGCGUUGACUCUUUGGAGAGUUCCUUUUCCUUUUGGAUUGAAAAGUUUCCCCAACAAAGCAAUGUCAGUGGAUUGAAGAACACGAAUGAUAGACAAGAUUCAGCUUAUUCUAGAAAUUGUCCCAAUUCACUCCAUGAUACCUCCAGAUCAAUACAUUCAUCCUCAGUAACGUCAAGUUUUGGGACGCAGCUUCAAGAUAAAAUGGAUGACUUUGGGAAGGCUUCACAUGCCAGUGAUACAACAUUGACAAGGAGUGUUAGUUCAUCUAAAGAUCUCCUGGGUGUAGCACAAGCAACAAUCGAGUUACUUCAUGGUGAAGCGAAGAUGUGGGAAGAAAGUGCUCGAAAGCUGAUGAUUGAUGUGGAGAGACUGAGAAAUGAUUUAAACAAGAAGUCAAAGAAUAAAAAAGAACUUGAGAUGGAGUUAUCAGCAUCAUACAAAGAGAGUGAUGUGUUGAAGGAUGAAAUUCAACGGCUAACCACCAUGGUUAAAAAAAAUGACAGCAGAUAUCUUAAGUUCCAGAUAGAAGAGAUGGAUAAUACAAUAAAGGAGUUGAAAGAUGAGAUCAAGUAUCAGAAAAGACUUAAUUGUGACUUGGAGUUGAAGCUAAAGAAAACACAGGAGUCAAACAUUGAUCUUGUUUCCAUUCUCCAGAAAUUAGAAAAGACAAUAAGAAAGCAGAAAAUGGAAAUUGCUGAUCUAUCAAUGAGGAGCUUGCAGUUUCAAGAUGCUGAAAAUAAUAGUCGUGGGCUUGAAGAGACUGAGGAAGAGGACUUUAGUUUGAGCGUGGAAGUUUUAGGAGAGAAGAUGAAAAAGGAGUUAUGCAAUUCAGAUGUUGAUCUUGGUACCAAUGAAAAUGCAAUAAGAUGCCUGCAUGAAGGGAUUGAACUACAGGAAUUCCGGAACUUGGAGCUUGAGCUCCAAUUUAUGCAGGAGAAACAAAAAAAUAUGGAGAGUGCUAUCCAGUUUCUGGAAAAAACUCUGGCCGAGAAAGAUCAAGAGAUGCAAACUGAAAGACUCUGUAUGGCUCAAACUAUGGAAGAAAAUGAGGAAAAAUGGAGGAAUAAGCUGUUUAAGAAAGGGAAACAAAUCAUCAACUUUGAAAAGAGGCUAUCUGAUGGUGUUUAUGCUUUCAGCAAUGAAAUCUUAGCUUUAACAGAAAGGGUGCAAGAUCUUGAAGCUGAACUUUGUGAGAACCAUGGAGAGUCUAGAAAGGAUCUAAUAUUUUCUGGUUCCUUUUCUUCUAACUUUCCUCUGUUUGCCUCUGAUACUGCUGUCAACAUCACUGAGGUGUUUCUUGAGUUAUAUAAGCAAAUUCAGCUUUCAGUAGAGAACCUGAGGGGUCAAGAUUCACUUCUGGGUCAAGUGACAUUCACCAAAAAUAAGAGUUGUUUCAGUAUAUCAGAGCUUUCCAAAGAUAUAGGUAAAAUAGAUUUAAAGGAAUUGACUGAGGCAAUCCUGUAUUCUAUUGUUCUUCUAAGGAAGUUGCUCGAAACAAAGACUAAUUGCUUUGAGUAUGAGAUUAAUUCCUGCAAUGAGUUGGUCAGGAGAAAUGUCAGAGAUGAUAAUACAUUUCAAAAUGAAGUUAGAGAUUUCAGUCUAGAGGAAAAUAUAUUCUGCAUUUCUAGUCAGGAAUUGAGAAGUAUGCAUGCAAAGUUGGUAUCUGAAUUUACACCACCGACUAAUUAUCAGGUUCAAUCUGCAGAGGCCAACAAGCUGAAAUCUUACAAAAAGCUAGGGAAGGAAAAAGCCUGUCCAAAGUAUUCCAAGCUAGAACAGAAAACUGAAGUUGCCUCUCUGCCAUCUAAAAUUUCCUCAAAUUGCUCAACUGAUUUUCCACAUGAUUCGGACUUUCAUGAUUGGACAAAGGAUUCCCAGACUCUAGUCUACAAUGAUCAUGUAAGUAAUUUAUCUGUGUUAGAAAGUUCAGAUGAUGGGCACAAUGCUUUGUUUGGCAUAGAAACAGAAAAUGUGCAGUUAUAUGAAAGGAUAUCUGACUUGGAAGCUGAAAUGAGACAUCUGAUUGAAGAAAAGGAGUCAACCCAUUUGGCACUGGAGAAUUCUGAAAAUGUGGUCAUAAAUCUCCAGGCCGAGAUCGGGAGACUGGAAACUUCAAAUGAGGCACAAAAAGUUGAGUUGAAAAGGAAGGAGGAGAGCAUGGAGAAAAAAUGGAUGGAAACUCAAGAGGAGUGCAGCAUUCUGAAAUUAGCCAACUUAGAAAUACAGGCUACAAAUGAAAAUUUGAUUAAAGAAUCUAAAACUCUCCAGGCAACAAAUGAUGAGUUAAGAAUGCAAAACUUGGAGUUGCAUAGCCAAUGUACAGUAUUGGAAUCUAAAUUGGGGGAAUCACAACUUGCUUUUUCUGAUAUGUUGAAACUAGUUGAAGACUUGGAAUACAAAUUUACUUUAAUCCUGGAUGAAAUUGCUUUGAAAGAAAAAAUCAUAAAUGUAGACCUAGAUUCACUGCUUCAGGAAAUCAAAAAGCAAGAUGAAAGGUUUAUUAUGGAAGAGAAAUUUUUAACACAGAUGUAUUCGGAAAAAACAGCUGAAGUAGGUAACUUGCAGAGAAAGGUGGAACACCUAAGAGACCAGAUGUCUGGCAUCUGUGAUAGACACGCAAGGAUGGCUUCUAAUAUUAUUCUUGAGGUCUAUGAUUUAUAUGCUGAUAAAGCUAUGCUUGAAGCUUCCCUCCAAGAAGAAUGGGAGAAAGUAAAACUAUAUGAAACCAAGCUUAAUAAUCUUCGAGCAGAAAAUGAAGCCAUGGUGCAAAAUUUUACUCUAGAGCUAGCUUCUACCAGGGAAAACCAUGAAACUCUGAUGAAUAAUCAUGAACAAGUAGUUGUUUCGUUGGAAAAUGUCAAGUCAAAUGAAGAGAAGCUGAAGGGCAUGGUUAGAGGACUCAAGGUGCAGCUGAAAGCCUCUGAACUUGAGAGGCUACAAGCAAAAGAAGAAAUUUCUGAAAUAGAAGUACAACUUCAGAAAACAGAAAUGCUUCAAAAUGAAAUCUUCAUCCUUAAGAGAUCACUCUAUGAAGCAGAAUUUGAAUACAGAAAAUUGGAAGCUUCGUAUCAGACUGUAUCCUUAGAGUGCGAUGAGCUGAAGGCUAAGCAAAUAUCUUACAUUCAAAGAAUCCAAAUGACUGCAAAAGUUACAUCAGAGUUGGAGGACUGCAAGCUUACUAAAAUUGAGCUUGAGGAAAAAAUUUUACGGCUGCAGUGGGAUCUAACCACAAAAGAAGCUUCUUGUAGCAAUAAUGCUCAGUUAAAGUAUGAACUUGCCCAAAUGACAAAAGAAAAUAGUGAGCUUUAUAGGAAGAAAGAUUCCCUUCAACAAGAGAACGAAGAUUACAAGAACAGAGUUAAAGCUCUUGAAGAAAACCCGAAACUAAAGAAAGGUGUAAAACAAGACCAAUAUCAUGCCAAAGAUUGUACCAGUUCUACUCCCUUCCUGCAUGAUUUGAAGUUCCUACAGGAAACGGAUCGAUGUGCUGUUUGGGAAUACUUACAUAACUACAAUCUUUAA